Messenger RNA from Symbiodinium sp. CCMP2456, 957 nucleotides. The record is from the annotation of a GenBank genome assembly. NCBI's taxonomy places the organism in Eukaryota, Dinophyceae, Suessiales, Symbiodiniaceae.
AUGUCGGGUGGCUGUGGAGCCACGAGCAUGGCCGAACAGCUUGAGCUGUUCGUGCAGAUGGCCGCAGCUCCUCCGUUGAAGAAGAACCUUGCGUCGGAAGCCUUCACAACAGUUGAAUGCGGGACCGACAUUUCACUUGCACAGCUUGCAGAUUGGGAAGAAAUGGAGAGCGAACUCAACACGGACGACGAUGCAGUGAUCGAUGAGAAUUUCCAGCGUUACAAGGCCAUGUGGGAUGAGGAGAAGCAGCUCGAUGAGGAGUUCGACACGCUUCGUGCGCAGCUCAAACAAGACAAAGCCUACAACCACAGGGAGAAUCAGGGCCAUCAGCAGAAAGUGAAGAAGCUGCAGCAGAUGCUGCAAAAAGUGAAGAAGGAGGAUGCCUCGCGCAAGAAGGCCUCGGAGUCCAAGGUGGGCAAGAUCAAGGAGCAGCUGCAGGAGGAAAAAGUGGAGCUGACCCAGAAGCUGGAGCAAGCGCGGGAUCUGAACAAACGGCUGAAGCAGAAGCUGGAAGCUCCGGCUCUCGUGGAAAGCAAAGACACAACCAAAAGGUUGAAGUCUGAGCUACAUUUGUUGACAAUGGCCUUUGCAGACGAACAAGGCAAGGCAAAGCUCCUCUGCCAGGAGUUUGAAGGCAAUUCCGCUGUUCAACGAGUUCGUCAGAUCGAAGUCGACCAGGUGACGCAAUCACUCGAGAACUUGCAGAAGCGGCUGGACACUCUCAAGGCAACAGCAUCAAAGCGUGCGCAGAAGAUUCGUGACCUCAGCAGAAAGCGUGACGAGAUGCUCGAGACGAAAGAUGAUGCGAAGGAGUUCGUUCGAGCUCUGAGAUGCAAGCACAAAGUUGCCAAGACCAAGUUCGAGGACAUGCAAGGCAUUACACGGACUACCAGAACCCUGAGCAAGUCUACAAAAUCCAGUCAAGUGGCAAGCAGCAAGUCUGAUGAGAUGGUCUGA